AUGGAAAGUGAGGGUGAUGAUUCGGCAAUAAUUGAAAUCGAAAAAGAUGAAGUAACAUUAGAUGAAGCAAAUGAAAUUCUUGUUGAAGAAGAAGUUGAUCCAAAUGUCGAUGAGAUAACUGUCGAAGUUGAAAAUGUUAUCUCAACUGAAUCAAAUUUAAUGAAAGACGAAGAAGAAGAUGAUGAUGAGGAUGAUGAGGAAGACGACGAACGUGCAACAGUGCAUCAUCACGCGUUAGUUGAUGCUAAGAAUGAUUCAACUGCAGAGUUGAUGAAUGAAAAUGAUAAUGCAAAUGAGACGAAUGUUGUCGGUGAUAAUAAUGAAAAUAAUAUUAGUCAAGUUUUGCAAAGUGAUUUACUACAACGACGACGUGUAUCAAAACGUGAAAAAGAAGAGCGUCUUAUUGCACUUGAAAAUGACGAAGCGAGACGUCAAGUUCGAGACGAUGAUGACAGUGGUGUUGGUACAGAUGCACAACAUGUGAAUGUUGAACAUAUCAAUCAGUUACAUCCUGGUCCAAGUUUCGCUGAACGCAUUACUGAACAUCCCGUUUUUGAUGAACGAUUUUACAAUCGAGUUUAUGAUCUACCGUUUGCAAUUCUUCAACAACGAAGGCGAGUUCCUCCUUCAUUGUUAUGUAAAACAACGCCGAGGCUGUUCUUAGAUGGUGGACAAGGUGGCGAUUUAACAUUUUUGAUUGAUAAUUGUGUUCCAGUGUCUGAUAUACUUGUUGAUAAUCUUGGCAAGUGGACACGACAAGGUAUGCGUACAACCACACGAACUCUAUUUGUUAAUGACAGAACGAUAUGCCGUAAAGGUGAACACGAUUAUAUUGUGGAAAAACGUUAUGGCAUACACGGCAAUGCCGUACCAGAUCGUAGUAUACGAAAAGUUGCUUGGACAAUGCGAACUGCUUUUGGUGAACAGUUAUAUUCCUUAAUCAGUUAUCGCAUAGCAGAUGGAGCAACUGUACCAUUCAAAGCUCACGGAAAUGCAAAAUCUCCAGCGGCAUCAAUUUAUCAGCGUAUUUUACCAUCUUCAAUAGAAAAAAUGAAAAUUCUUCGUAAAACAUUGACUCCAAAAGAUAUAACAAUGCGCAUGAUUAGAAGUGCUGGUGGCUUAUCAUCAGUGACUGAUUCUCAAGCUUUACCACGGAAUGAUAAACAAUUAUAUAAUUUAAGCAGGUAUCGCUGUCCAUCAUCAAUGCACUGUGGUCCAACAAAAUUAAGAAAUAAACCAAUGCGAACAGGUGUUGAAGAUUUAUACUGUCUUCCAAGUAAAGGAUUUGUUCAAUUCACCCAUCGUACAACAACUGGUCAAAAAGUUUUUUGUGCAUCGCAGUCAAUGAUAAUUAAUUUUAAAAAUAGUUGUACGGAGAAUAUAGAGGAAUUGUCUCAGCGGCUGCAUAAUCUAACGCCACCAUGCGAUAUGAAUGUAUCCGAAAUGAUGGAUUUUUAUAUGGAUGAGAAUGUACUUGAUUAUAGUAAGUCUGGUCCAUCAAUAUUAAUUAUAGAUCAGACGUACGAUUUAAAUGAUAUGUACUUAACAGUCUUUGCUUAUCGGAAUAUAAGAUUCAUUGGUAAAUCAAAUGGUCUUCAUCCAUUAUGCAUUGCCGCAUUCUGUUUAAGUACACGAAAAGAUGAAGAAGUUUAUUCAUGGGCUGCAAAUUGUUUAUGGAAUUUAUGUGGUUCGGAUGAUAAUCUUCGCGUUCGUGCUUUUUUAACGGAUGGUGAUCCAGUAAUGGAUAGCGUUAAAAAAUGCCCGAUGUUCGCACAACCAACUGUUCAUAUUCGUUGUGGUGUUCGUCUCCAGCGAAACACAAAAAUGCAGUUGCGUGAAAUGGGUGCAUCAGAAACACAAUCCAUUCGAAUUCUACGAGAAAUAUAUGGCAGUGAAGGGUUAGAAUUGCCUGCAGAUGGAUCGCAACGUGAAUGCGGAAUGGUUGAUUGUGUGAGCGAUGAACAUUUUAAUUCUACUUUAAAGAUUCUUAUGAGCCAUUGGCCAAUAAAGGGAUUUUCAAGCUAUUUUCUUAGAUUUCAAGCCGAAAUAAUUUGUGAUGGAUAUUUAUUGCCACGAAGAGUUGAAGCAGGUCUUGGCCGAGGAAAUACUAAUGGUAUAACCAACGAAAUAAGAGGAAUGAAUGGCAUUUUAAGGCGAUAUUUAAAACAGAAUGAAAUUGAUGGUUUUCACUCACUUAUACAAACUUUGGAGACGUUCACACGAGAUCAAUAUUUACGUCUUGGUGAAUUCGAUUUAACUCCGGAUUUGAAAAAUUCAUGCAUGGAUGAACAUGCAUGGAAAAGUUUACCUGUCAUUAAUAAAAAGGCAGCAUUUUCAACCGGAAUAAUCGAAGAUGAACUGCCAGUUUCUUUACAAUCUAUUUAUACCCUUCAUGAAUGGAGGAAAAUGAUGAGCUAUGCUAGAGCCUUAGUGGAUCACAAUGAAAUUAAGCGAUUCGAUGAGGAAACAUUCGCAGUUCGCGAUGCUUCCAUUGUGCACACCGUUCAACUUAUUUCUGAAGAUGUAUAUCAUUGCAACUGCAGUGAUAAACGGCCAAUUUGCACACAUAAUUUGGCGGUUUCAAUAUUUGCUCAGUCUGCUAAAAAGUUUGUAGAUCGUGUUGGCGAAAGAAAAGAAUUUUUGGCAGCAUCGAUAUCACGUAGAGAAAGCAAUGUAAUGCCACCGUCACCUGUAAGAAAGCGUCGUCGUCGUGAAGUACCAUCAUCCGACUAUAAAAUAAUGCCUACAUCCAUAAUGCGAUCAGACAGAUUAACAUUGAUAGAGGAUGAGCAUACUGUGUUAGGUUUGGAAGAUGAUGAAGAUGAACAUGUAAUAGUGGAAGACGAUGGUACUGAAAUGUUAGAAUGGGUGGCAGAAAGAGAUGAGCAUCGAUUACAGAUGGAUAAUGAACGUACAUCCCGACGGCCUCAAAGAGAACCACACCCACUACGCCGAUUUUCUCCGGAAGGUUAUCGAGUUGCCUAUAGAGAAGCAGAAAACACGAGAUAUCAAUCGAGGUUCAUAACAGGUCGGGGAAUUAUGCGCAGGUACGCCUCAGACUGGAGUGGAAUAAGAGACACAGCCGAUGAAUAUCAGCAAGAUAUAGCUCGUUUGAGGGUCAAUCGUAGAUGCUUGUCUGGAACUGAAGUAGUCUCUCGUGCACGUAGAAUAAAUCUGAAAAAUGAAAUGGAAGAAUCUGAUCAAACUGAAAAAAAUGAUGAAGAUGAUCGCGAUAAAAGUAAAGUUAUAAGUGAAGAAUCGAAAGGAUGUGAGGAAAAUGAAAAUGAACAACAACCUAGCUGUUCUGAGAUCGAUAAAGAGCAAUUUGUUAUGAAAAAAGAAGGGCACCAAAUGAAUGUUGCAAAUGAUGGAGAACAACAAGAUUAUGAUGAAGAAGAUGUUGAUUUUGAGCGUAGUUAUCAACAGCGCAAUUCGAAAGCGAUACAUAUUCCGUCAUUCGCUCGUCGCGUGACAGAUCACCCUAUUUUCGAUGAAAAAUUCUACAGUCGAGUAUAUGAUAUCCCAGUUGCUAUUUUGCAGAAAAAAAGAGAAAUUCCUGUUGCACUUAUAUGCAGAGAAGCGCCUAUGAUAUUUCUUGAUGGAUUGAGUGGUGGAGCGGUUUCUUUUUUGGUUGACGGAAGUGUUCCUGUCUCUUAUUUGUUAGCUGAUAAUUUAGGUAAAUGGAAUGGGCCCAAUUUGCGUUGCACAACUCGAACAUUGUAUUUGGAUUCAAAAUCACUUUGCCGCAGAGGAGAGCAUGAUUAUAUUUUGGAAAAACGAUAUUGUAUUCACGCAAAUACAACUCCUGAACGUAGUAUAAAAAAGGUUAUUUGGACUAUGCGUAGUGCGGCUGGCGAUCAGUUAUAUUCAUUAGUAAGUUAUCGUAUUGAUGAUGGAGCUGUUGUGCCGGGCACAAGUUUUAACCCACAUAUGAGAUCAAUGGAUAAUUAUUACCAGCGAAUGGAACCUACAAGUAUCACUUUUUAUGACACAUGUGAUGAUCAGUAA
Dracunculus medinensis (Guinea worm) is the source of this 4008-nucleotide messenger RNA. The record is from the annotation of a GenBank genome assembly. NCBI's taxonomy places the organism in Eukaryota, Metazoa, Nematoda, Chromadorea, Rhabditida, Dracunculidae.